Molecule: messenger RNA, 11999 nt
Organism: Colletes gigas
Lineage: Eukaryota; Metazoa; Arthropoda; Insecta; Hymenoptera; Colletidae
Gene: Nipped-A
Product: transformation/transcription domain-associated protein
Exons: 11
Coding region: 150-11507 (3785 amino acids)
Biological process (GO): DNA repair; regulation of DNA-templated transcription
Cellular component (GO): nucleus; NuA4 histone acetyltransferase complex; SAGA complex
Molecular function (GO): protein binding; transcription coregulator activity
Source: RefSeq, a predicted model, not a curated record
UCAUGGUCGAGUGUUUUGAGAGAACGUUUUAAGUUUGUAUCUUAUAUCCGUGUUACAUGUGUGGUUUUAUAUUUUUGGAAAACAAAUGAAGUAAGGUUUACUGAUGGACCGGACGUAGCAGGAAUCGAGAUUUUGAUUAAACGGUCAAAAUGGCACCACCGGAUCCAGUGACGCAAAUGAACACGUACCGGUCGUACGUGACUAUGCUGGCCGAUCCAGUUUCCAAAGACGAACUGAAACUGAAGGCCGCCCAAGAACUGUCAGAAAACUUCGAGGUGAUCAUGUGCUCCUCGCAAUACCCGGCGUUUCUCGAUCACAUGAUGAAAAUAUUUUUAAAGAUCCUCCAAGAAGGCGAGCCUCACUUCAUAUCGGAGUACAACAUCCAACAAGUCCGGAAAUUAAUUUUAGAAAUGAUACACAGAUUGCCAAGCAACGAUUACCUACGACCGUACGUAAAACAGAUAUUGAGUCUAAUGUCGAAGCUGUUGGAGACCGACAACGAGGAGAACGUGUUGGUCUGCUUGAGGAUCAUCAUCGAGCUGCACAAACAGUACAAACCGACCUUCAAUCCGGAGAUACAAUAUUUUCUGCAAUUUGUGAAAUCCGUGUACAGCGAGUUACCAAAGAAUUUGCCAAAAAUAUUCGAGCCUCGUCCGCCGUUAAGGGUGAAAGACUUGUCGGAGAUAAACAUAGAAGCACUCUUGAAAGAGACAUUCACGAUCACAGCUAUACAGAGCGAGAAGAAAGCAGCUGACGGUACUGUCGUAACAUACAAUCUCAUUCCUAAAGCAGUAAUGUCCCUUAAAGUACUCCAGGAACUGCCGAUCAUCGUUGUACUCAUGAACCAAUUAUACAAGCAAAACGUUCACCAAGACGUGUCAGACUUUAUUCCUCUCGUGAUCACUACGAUAACGCUGCAACCGAGUCCACAGCACAGAGCUUCGCCUGGAUUCAACAAGGAAGUGUUCGUCGAUUUUAUGGGGGCGCAGAUCAAGACUCUGUCGUUCUUGGCGUACGUGAUUAGAGUCUAUCAGGACGUGGUGUCCCAGCACAGUUCCAUAUUGGUGAAAGGUAUCCUGGGUCUGUUCACCCUGUGCCCCAUGGAAGUGGCGCAUCUACGCAAGGAGCUGGUGAUCGCGUCCAGGCACAUUCUCGCCACGGAUCUAAGGAACAAGUUUAUCCCGCACAUGGAAUGUUUCUUCGACGAGGACAUAUUCAUAGGACGAGGCUGGACCACCCACGAGUCUCUCAGACCGCUGGCGUACUCGACCCUGGCCGACUUGGUCCACCACGUUCGAUUGCUACUACCGUUGAGCGACGUUUCCAGAGCGGUACACCUGUACAGCAAGAACCUGCUGGACCAGAGCCUUCCAACAGCCGUUCAAAUGGUCUCCUGCAAGCUGCUGAUGAACCUGGUCGACACUGUGAGGCAGAGAUCCGACGCGGAGAACAGCACCCAAGGCAGAGAGCUGCUGAUGCGUAUCUUGUUGGUGUUCGUGUUGAAGUUUAAGACGAUCGCGAAGAUCUACAUACCGAUAUUGCGCAACAAGGCCAAGCAGCUGAUGCCCCCCGGGUUGGACAUCAAAACGGAGGACGCGAAGGCCGUGAUACCGGACCUGAACGACGACAAGGAGAUCGGAAAGUCGAAAUUCGGUUUCCCGUCCUCGCAGGCGAUGAGCUACAACGUGGCGGAUUACAGGAACUUGGUGAAGAGUUUGGUGCACGGCGCGAAAGCCAUCACGUCGAACUGCAUAAACAGCAAGACCGGCGAGGCGACGCAGUCCAACCAGUUCCAAUCCAAGGAGACGUUGGUGUACAUCAAGCUGGUGAAAUGGGCGCUGCCGGCGUUGGAUAUUUACACGAUAGGUCCACCCACGAUCGGUGCUGUCGCGCAGCCUGGCAGACCGGCCCAGUCUCAGACGAUACGCACGCGAGAGGAAAAAGAGGUUCUGGAGUUGUUCGGGAACGUGUUCACGCAGAUGAACCCGCAGACGUUCCAAGAGAUAUUUUCCACCUCGAUCGACUACAUGGUCGAGAGGAUCUUCAAGAACUGCGCGCUGCAGAUCAUCGGUAGCGCGUUUCUGUCCAGCCACACGAUAUCGUCCACGUUCGCGACGAUACUGGUGGAGUAUCUGCUGGAAAGGAUGGGCGACAUGGGCUCGAACGUGGAGAGGAGCAACUUGUACUUGAGGCUGUUCAAACUCGUGUUUGGCAGCGUGUCCCUUUUCCCGGCUGAGAACGAGCACAUGCUGCGCCCUCACUUGAAUCAGAUCGUGAAUCGAGCCAUAGAACUGGCCAUGUCCGCGAAGGAACCGUACAAUUAUUUUCUGCUGUUGCGCGCCCUGUUCAGAUCCAUCGGCGGCGGUUCCCACGAUCUCCUGUAUCAGGAGUUUCUGCCGCUGCUCCCGAACAUGUUGGAGGGUCUGAACAGGUUGCAAUCCGGUUUGCACAGACAGCACAUGAAGGAUCUGUUCGUGGAACUGUGCCUGACGGUUCCGGUGAGGCUCAGCUCCCUUCUGCCUUAUCUACCGAUGCUGAUGGACCCGCUGGUCUCCGCUCUGAACGGAAGCUACUGUCUGGUCAGCCAAGGAUUGCGAACCCUCGAGUUGUGCGUGGACAACCUUCAACCCGAUUUCCUCUACGAGCACAUACAACCGGUCAGAGCGGACCUGAUGCAGGCGCUGUGGCGGACCCUGCACAAUCCCACCGAUCAGGCUCACGUAGCGUUCAGGGUUCUGGGAAAGUUCGGCGGCGGGAACAGGAAGAUGAUGAUAGAACCGCAAAAGUUGGAGUACAACGAUCGCGAGACCAACUCGCCGGCCAUCGUCGUCUACUUUCAGGAGCCCACCAAACCGAUAGAUUUCACGGUGGAUAAGGUAAUAGAGACCGCGUUCAACGCCCUCAAGUCGAACAACACCGACUCGUUCUAUCGCAGACAGUGCUGGGAGGUGAUAAGUUGCUACCUGGCAGCCUCGCUCCGACUGGACGACAACAACGCCGUUCUCUACAAGCUGUUCAUGCAUCCCAGCUUCAAGGAGGGCAAGAUUCCUCAUCAGCAAGGACCUCAUUACAAGUGUCCCGACGCUGUCGCGAGAAACGUUCAGCAGACAGCUCUGACCGGCCUGUUCGUCGCCGCGGAGAUCAAAGAGCUGAGACACUCGGUGCUGGGCACCGUGGUGUCGAUCGUCAGGCAUUACACGAUGGUCGCGAUAGCCCAGCAAGCUGGUCCUUUCUGUUUGACCGGGAGGCAAGUUCGCAUGCAGGGUCAGGAUCCUCUCGUUCUGAUCGACGCUCUGGCCGUCAUUAUGGGCCACGAGGAAAAGGAACUGUACAAAUCCGGCCACCUGGCUCUGGUUCUGAUCCUCGAAACCGCCACCAAUAUUCUGGGCUCGAAGGAACGGGCCUGCCAGUUGCCACUGAUGGAGUACCUGGCUGAAAAGAUGUGCUCCCUUUGCUACGAGCGCGCUUGGUACGCGAAGCUGGGCGGCUGCAUAGCCAUCAAGUUCUUGUUCGAGAGAAUGGCCACGAAGUGGGUGCUGAAUCACCUGUUCGUCUUUUUGAAAGCGCUGAUGUUCGUGAUGAUGGACCUGACCGAGGAGGUGUCCAACGGCGCCAUAGACAUGGCUAAAGCCAAUUUGGAAAAGAUGCUGAGAGUAUGCGUGAAUCCUGGUAUACAAGAUGGGAACACGGAACUGAUAGAGGCGCAGAACAAGAGCCUGUACGAGGUGACGCAUGAAUUGGUGCGACAGGUGACGUCGCCGCACACGAUGGUAAGGGAACAAGCUAUGGCGUCGUUGCGACUGCUCGCUGAGAUACAAAACAAAACCGUGACGGAGGUGAUGGAGCCACACAAGGAGGUUCUGGCGGAUAUGAUUCCACCCAAGAAGCACCUGCUCCGACACCAACCGGCGAACGCUCAGAUCGGUCUGAUGGAUGGGAACACGUUCUGCACCACGUUGAAUCCGCGUCUUUUCACCAUCGAUUUAACCGUCAUGGAGCACAAAGUGUUCUUCCAGGAGCUGCUGGCGCUCAGCGAGGCGGAGGACGCAAAUCUGAACAAACUGCCUUGCUACAAGUCCGUCUCCAAUCUGAUUCCUCUGAGGAAGUCGGCGUUAAAGGCGCUCGCUGCCUGCCACUACAUAAUCGCCUGCCGCGAAAAGAUCUUCGGCGUUCUUUACAAAGCGCUGGAGAAACCGAACGCGGAGCUGCAGGAGGCUGCUUUCGAGUGCAUGCAGAAAUUCAUCGCCGGUUUCCAGAUCGACAUGGAGUCCGUUCACGCGAUAAUGCGACCGAUGCUACUGACUCUUGGCGAUCACAGGAACCUGAGUCUCAAUUGCGUCAAGCGGCUGUCGUAUUUGACGCAGCUGUUCCCCAGCACCUUCAGCAUCACGCUCUGCGAACAGCUGCUCCAACACUUGAAGAAACUGUUGGAGAAUCUGAUACAGGCGCACAAAGGUAUAUCCAAGUCGGGAGAGAACGAGCAGAAGAUAGCAACCAUCAUAGGAAUCUUUCAUGAAAUUCCCGCUGCCACUCCGAAGUUCAUCGAUGUUCUGUGCAGGCUCGUUUUGCAGACGGAGAAGUCGUUGAUGGUCGAGGUGUCCAGCCCGUUUCGUAUUCCCCUGAUGAAAUUCCUGUUACGAUACCCGACGGAGACCUUGAAUUUGUUCUUGCAUGACAAUAACAUCAAGGAUCAGCAAUGGAGCAGGUACUUGGAGUUCCUUGUGAAGCAAAAGGACGGGAAACCGUUUCGCGACGUGCUGCACAACAGCACGGCGAGGCUGAUCACGAUGCUGCUCGCCCAUUCGCAAACGAACUCGAAUUUGACUCACACGGACAAGAGCGAGCUACAGCAUCAGGCUAUUAAAAUUAUCGCCAUACUGAUCAAGUACGACGAUCAAUGGUUGUCGACCCAGAGUCAAUUGGUGGGCGCGCUGAAACAGAUCUGGUGCAACGACGAGUACCAGGCGUUGCACAAGAAAGUCGAAAGCGUGGAUUAUUGUCACUGGAAGGAGCCCAAGUUGAUCGUUAAGAUUCUGUUGCAUUAUUUCCGGCAUCAUCCGAACGACAUCGAUUUGCUUUUCCAGCUGCUCAGGGCGACCUGCGACAGAUUCAUACCCGAUUUUCAGUUCCUGCGAGACUUCCUGGAGCACACUGUGGCGCAGGAGUACACGGUCGAGUGGAAACGAAGCGCCUUCUUCAGGUUCGUCGAUCACUUCCCCACGAACAACCUGUCCCAAGAGCUGAAGGCCAACGUGCUGCAACUGAUCGUCAUUCCCUGUUUCGCUGUGAGCUUCGAGAGAGGCGAGGGCAUGAAACUAGUCGGAGGCGCGCCGAUGCCAUAUCAGGAUAACCCAGAGAACGUCGUCUCGGUGUUCAUCAGCAAGAUCAUCGAUCCCGAUAAUCCAUUCGGUUCCGCCGAUUGCGUUCGUAUCUCUCUGCUCCAGUUCUCGUGUCUGUUGGUGGAGCAAGCCUCCCAGCACAUCCACGACGUCACCAACAAAAGACAAGGCAACAAGUUACGCAGACUGAUGACGUUCGCGUGGCCCUGUCUGUUGGGCAAGAAUUGCGUCGAUCCCACGACGAGGUACCACGGUCACUUGCUCCUCAGUCACAUAAUCGCCAAGUUCGCCAUUCACAAGAGGAUAGUCCUCCAAGUGUUCCACAGCCUGUUGAAGGCCCACGCGUUGGACGCGAGGAACGUGGUGAGGCAAGCGUUGGAGAUUUUAACGCCCGCCAUGCCCGUAAGAAUGGAGGACGGCAAUACGAUGCUGACGCAUUGGACCAAGAAGAUCAUCGUGGAGGAAGGACAUUCCAUGCAACAAUUGUUUCACAUUCUCCAACUGGUGGUCAGACACUACAAAGUGUACUACCCGGUGAGGCACCAUUUGGUCCAGCAUAUAGUGAACUCGAUCCAGAGAUUGGGAUUCAGUCCGACUGCUACGAUCGAGCACAGAAGAUUGGCCGUCGAGUUAGCGGAGGUGAUCAUCAAGUGGGAAUUGCACAGGAUCAAAGACGAGGCCGAGAGUUCGGAUUCCGGUGGGAACAGAACAACGUUGGGGUCCAUGAAACGACCCAUAAACGACGAUCCCACGGGGACCAAACGCAUGGCGACCCAGGCGGUCGCAGGCAACGCCGCGAUACCUGUGAUCUUGCCCAGGAUAGAACCAGGAUCAACGAAGCCCAUCGAGAGGGCGCACGCCGACGCUAUCUUGAACUUCUUGCUUCGUCUGGCUUGUCAGGUAAACGAUGUCACGACGAUUCACGGGAAUCCCGGCGAACAGCUGUCCAGACGUUGCGUGGCUUUGUUAAAAAUGGCUCUGAAGCCUGACGUCUGGCCCCAGUCGUGCGACCUCAAGCUUGCUUGGCUGGACAAGGUGCUCGCCAGCGUGGACAGCGCUCAGCCCAAUUAUGGCAACAUCUGUACAGCUUUGGAGGUGCUGACGUUCCUCUUGGGCGUGAUGAAGAGGGAGCAGAUAUUGGCGAGCUUCAAACCUUUGCAGCGUGGCAUAGGCGCCUGCAUCGCGAGCAGCAACACCAAAGUCAUUCGACUGGUCCACGGACUGUUGUCGCGAUUGAUGACCAUCUUUCCAGCCGAACCGACCUCCUCCACCGUUGCCUCCAAGUACGAGGAACUGGACACACUGUACACCACCGUUGGUAAAUUCGUGGUGGACGGUUUGGCAACGUACGAGAAGGACACCGCGGCUACUCCCAGCACGUUAUUCGGCACGUUGAUGAUGUUGAAGGCUGCCUGCACGAACAAUCAAAGUUACAUCGAUCGACUCAUAACACCGUUCAUGAGAGUUUUGCAUAGGAUGGCCAAGGAUCAUCUGCAGUCGACUCAAACGGAGGCCAAUCCGGUCGGCAGCGAGUUGCUGAUCUUGAGCUUGGAUCUCGUGAAGAAUCGGGUGGUGGUGAUGGGCGUGGAGAUGCGAAAGUCGUUCAUCGGUUCGAUCCUGGUCGGUCUGAUCGAGAAAACGCAGGACAUAAAGGUGAUGAAGGCGAUCACGAAGAUGCUCGAGGAAUGGAUGAAGAACAAGAACCCUAUCGCGAUGAACCAGGCGCCCAGCCUGCGGGAAAAGUCGAUUCUGUUGGUGAAAAUGAUGCAAUACGUGGAGAAACGUUUCCCGGACGAUUUAGAGUUGAACAGGCAAUUCUUGGAGCUGGUUAAUUUCAUUUACAGGGACGAAACGCUGAAAUCGUCCGAGCUGACGUCCAAGCUGGAGCCAGCGUUCCUGUCGGGUCUGCGAUGCGUCCAGCCUCAGAUCCGUGCGAAAUUCUUCGAGGUGUUCGACGGGUCCAUGAGGCGGCGGCUUCACGACAGACUCUUGUAUAUUAUUUGCAGCCAGAGCUGGGACGCGAUCGGUCCACAUUACUGGAUCAAGCAGUGCAUCGAGUUGCUCCUGGUCACGGCGAACUCGUCCACUCAGAUCCAGAUGUCCAACCAGGACACGUUGUUGCCCAGCGUGACGUCCGUGAUCAACAUGGCGGACAGCGAGGAGCACAAGAACUUCAUGAUAUACAGUUCCAUCAAGGAGGAGCCUCAAGACAUCUCGGACGCGGUGGACGUGAAGGACGAGCUUCUGGAUAUGGACCUGUCCAACGUGGACUCGACCAUCGUCCCGGACGAGAUCGCCAACGCCGGGAAGGCGACGUUGACGCAGCUGAUCGCUAAGCAAGGCGAAUUCAUCGAUUACGCGAAGAAGAUAAGGACGGAGCAACUGUUGCUGGCCGCGGCGCAACUUUGUCACAUGGACACCAACUUGGCGGAACGUGUUUGGCUGGACACGUUCCCCAGGAUAUGGGGCAUCCUGGACGAGCAUCAGCACAACACUCUGAUCGCCGAGGUGGUACCUUUCAUUUGCAGCGGCACCCACGUCAUUCAGAAAGACUGCCACCCGAGCGCCAUUGCUACCUUCGUCGAGGCGAUAUCACACUGCAAUCCCCCGGUGCCCAUGCGACCAGCUCUGAUGAAGUAUCUGGGCAGAUCGCACAACCUCUGGCACAGAAUGACCCUGAGCCUUGAACAGAUGGCGUUCGACAAUGGGAACAACCAAUUCAAGAUCAAGAGGGAGUCGGACUGCUACGACUUCGAGCCCGACAAUAGCCCUCAUGCUGAGAUUUUGGACUCGUUGUCGGACAUGUACUCGCUGCUGUGCGAGGAGGACAUGUGGUCCGGCCUCUGGCAGAAACACGCUCAUUACAAAGAAACCCUACAGGCGACCGCCCUCGAGCAGCAGGGAUUCUUCGAGCAAGCUCAAGGAGCCUACGACGUGGCGAUGACUAAAUUCAAGCAGGACUACGUGUCCACCCCGGCUCCUUUCAAGAUACAACGGGAAGCAAUGCUCUGGGAGCAACAUUGGAUAAGAUGCGCGAAGGAAUUGAAUCAAUGGGACCUGUUACUGGACUAUGGUAGCAAGAAGGCGGAGAAGAAUCCGUUUUUAAUUUUAGAGAGCUCUUGGCGCAUACCCAAUUGGACGAUGAUGAAGGAGGCUCUCGCCCAGGUGGAGCACAAUUGCCCAAAGGAAAUGGCUUGGAAGGUAAAUUUGUAUCGUGGUUUCCUGGCGAUAUGCAACAGCGAGGAUCAACACUUGAGCACGGUGGAACGAUACGUGGAGCUCGCCUCCGGUCUCUGCAUGCGCGAGUGGCGUAGGUUGCCACAUAUAGUGAGUCACGUGCACUUACCGCUGCUUCAAGCCGCUCAACAGAUCAUGGAGCUGCAAGAAGCGAUGCAGAUCCAUCAGGGAUUGUUGCAUGGUAGAAGCACGUCGUUGCACGAUAUGAAGGCGAUCGUGAAAACCUGGAGGAAUCGGCUGCCCGUGAUAGCCGACGACCUGAGUCACUGGUCGGACAUAUUCACCUGGCGGCAGCACCAUUACACGUUCAUCUCGAGCCAUUACGAUUCGCAGCAGGAUCAGACGACCAACCAUUCGAUGCUCGGCGUGCACGCGUCCGUCCAGGCGAUCAUUCACUUUGGUAAAAUAGCCAGAAAGCACAAUCUUUGCGGCGUGUGUUUGGACUCUUUGUCGAGGAUCUACACGAUACCUAGCGUCCCUAUCGUCGACUGCUUCCAAAAGAUCCGACAGCAGGUGAAAUGUUACCUCCAAAUGGCUUCCGUUAGCGGGAAGAACGAGCUACAGGAAGGCUUGGAAGUGAUCGAGUCGACGAACCUUCGAUACUUCACGAAGGAGAUGACUGCCGAGUUCUAUGCGUUGAAAGGAAUGCUGUUGUCGCAAAUCGGUCGAUCCGACGACGCGAAUAAAGCCUUCUCCGCUGCCGUUCAGCUGCACGACACUUUGGUGAAAGCCUGGGCCCUGUGGGGCGAUUACUUGGAGCAUAUAUUCACGCGGGACGCGCGUCAGAUAUCCAUCGGGAUCUCGGCGAUCACCUGCUUUCUUCACGCCUGUAGGCAUCAAAACGAGUCCAAGUCCAGAAAGUACUUGGCGAAAGUCUUGUGGUUGCUCACGUACGACGACGACAAGUUCUCUCUGAUGGAGGCUGUGGACAAAUACGCGGUGGGAGUUCCUCCGAUUCAGUGGCUACCCUGGAUACCUCAACUGUUGAUGUGUUUGGUUCGACAUGAGGGCAACGUUAUCUUGAAUCUACUGAGCCAAGUCGGAAGGGUGUUCCCCCAGGCGGUUUACUUUUCUAUUAGAACUCUGUACCUUACCCUGAAGAUCGAGCAACGCGAGAGGUAUAAAAGCGCUGAGUUAGCCGCGGGGAAGAACCAGGAGGGCGUCGAGGGACGUGGAACUGCGGGGAAUGUACAGCAACAAGGAGUACCUGAAACGGGGCCAAUUCGAGCCACACCGCCGAUGUGGAGAUGCUCGAAGAUCAUGCACAUGCAAAGGGACAUUCAUCCUACGAUUCUGUCUAGCUUGGAGGGCAUUGUAGAUCAGAUGGUAUGGUUCCGCGAAACGUGGUACGAGGAGGUUCUGAGGCAGCUCAGGCAAGGUCUGGCCAAGUGUUACGCGAUAGCGUUCGAGAACCGUGGUGCCGUGAGCGAAGCUACCAUUACCCCCCACACGCUGAACUUCGUUAAGAAGCUGGUCUCGACCUUCGGAAUUGGAAUCGAAAACAUAUCCUCGUCUCAAAACGUGAACAACACAUUUGGCUCAGCGGCUUCAGAAUCCUUGGCGCGCAGGGCACAAGCUACCGUCCAAGAUCCCGUUUUCCAGAAGAUGAAAGGUCAAUUCACCAGCGACUUCGAUUUUACCGUCCCCGGGGCAAGGUUGCUUCACAAUUUGAUCAGCAAGCUCAAGAAGUGGAUCAAGAUCCUCGAAGGGAAGACGAAACAGUUACCAAAAUCGUUUCUGAUCGAGGAGAAGUGCCGGUUCCUGAGUAACUUCAGUCUGAAAACUGCCGAGGUCGAGCUUCCCGGUGAAUUCUUGUUGCCCAAGCAUUCUCACUACUACGUGAGGAUAGCCAGGUUCAUGCCAAGGGUCGAAGUCGUUCAACGACACAACACCGCCGCCAGGAGGCUACGUAUUCGCGGUCACAACGGUCGCCUCUAUCCUUAUUUAGUGGUGAACGACGCAGGGCUGGGGGACGCGAGACGCGAAGAACGCGUUCUCCAGUUGCUGCGUAUGUUGAAUCACUACCUGGCCAAACAGAAAGAAACCUCCAGGAGGUUCUUGCACUUCACCGUGCCUCGCGUGGUCGCGGUCUCGCCGCAGAUGCGACUCGUCGAAGACAAUCCCGCGUCGGUCUCUUUGCUGGACAUUUACAAACAAGGCUGUGCGAAAUUAGGAAUAGAACACGACGCGCCAAUAGCUAGGUACUACGACAGAUUGGCGACGGUGCAAGCUAGGGGCGCGCAAGCGAGUCAUCAAGUCUUGAGGGACAUUCUGAAAGAGGUGCAAACGACCAUGGUUGCCAGGACUAUGCUCAAGGAUUGGGCGAUUAAAACAUUCCCGGGUGCCACUGAUUAUUGGACUUUCAGAAAAAUGUUUACUUUGCAAUUAUCUCUGGCUUGUUUCGCGGAGUACGUACUUCACCUGACAAGAUUAAACCCGGAUAUGAUGUACGUGCACCAGGACUCGGGUCUCAUCAACAUUGCUUACUUCAAGUUCGACGUUGACGACACGUCGGGCGAGCUGGACGCCAACAGGCCAGUUCCAUUCCGUCUGACUCCGAAUAUUCUCGAGUUCCUCACAAGUACAGGUGUCUCCGGGCCGUUGACUGCCAGUGCCAUCGCCACUGCACGUUGUUUGGUGCAACCGUCGUUCAAAGUGCACACGAUAUUACGCGCCAUCUUACGGGACGAAGUAAUCGCAGAUCAUAACAAGAAGCAAGAGGACGCGGAGAAUGCAUCUCAAGCCCCGACGGACAUGAAGGGUGAACUUUUAAUAACGAUGGUAAGUCGCGCGGUCACAGCUAUCGUCGCGAGGCUGAACUCUUUGGCAAACUUUGACGGGACUGACAGCAAGGUCAGUACGCUGGUCGCUGCAGCCAACAGCCACGACAAUCUGUGCAGAAUGGAUCCAUCUUGGCAUCCGUGGUUGUAAAUGCGUUCUCCAACGGGCCUAAUUGUGCUUCCAGUCUUCAACAAAUACGGAAGAAUAUCGGCGAGCGUAGAUGUUUCUCGCGGUAUCUGUGCAAAAUCUGUAUUAUUUCUAUUAAUUUGGAUUUCAUGCGAGAAACAUCUACGUCCAUUGGUAUUCCUCGUCCUUCGGAUCUCUUGAUUUGUACGGUUUUCUUUUAAAAUUCAUUGCUUUUUUUUUUUUGUAAUUUCAGUCGCAAAAAUACUAUAUUUCAUGUAAAUAUUACGUAGGAGCGGUAAGGAAUCACUUACAAGACACAUUUUUAGUUGUGGCGGACAAAAUGGUUUGACUGUAUUCUUACAUCGACUUUAUGUCAGUCAUUUAUCCGCGUACAACAUGUUUAUAUAAUGUAAAAAUUCUCGUCUCGGGAAUACUCCAUGUAUCAUUUACUGUACAUAAUUUUAAAUGUAAGAGUUAUUUAUAGAUCUGUUUAUAAAUUUAAAACAAGAAAUAAAA